Messenger RNA from Microtus oregoni (creeping vole), 9836 nucleotides. RefSeq names its product mucin-3A-like. The transcript has 12 exons. Bases 1 to 9369 code for a protein of 3122 amino acids. The record is from RefSeq and is a predicted model, not a curated record. Lineage: Eukaryota; Metazoa; Chordata; Mammalia; Rodentia; Cricetidae.
AUGUCAAAGACGAAACAUCGGGUAAAAAGGAGCGGCACUGAGACCCCAAUUCCUAAUGUCACCUCCACUGCUGACGCCACCACCACUGAGAGCUCCACAACUCCUGACGUCACCACCAAUAAGAUUGCCAGAACUCCUGAUGUCACGAGCACUGACAUCACCACCACUCCUGAUGUCACCAGCACUGAGACCACCACCACUGAGAUCAUCACCGCUACUGACGUCAGCAGCACUGAGAUCACCACCACUCCUGAUGUCACCAGCACUGACAUCACCACCACUCCUGAUGUCACCAACACUGACAUCACCACCACUGAAAUUAGCACCACAGCUGACGUCACCAACACAAAGACCACCACCACUCCUGACGUCACCAGCACUGAGAUCACCACCACUUCUGACGUCACCAGCACUGAGAUCACCACCACUCCUGACGUCACCAGCACUGAGAUCACCACCACUUCUGACGUCACCAGCACUGAAACAACCAGCACUGACAUCACUACCACUUCUGACGUCACCAGCACUGACAUCACCACCACUGAGAUUACCACCACUGAUAUCACUACAACUCCUGACAUCACUACCACUCCUGAGAUCACAACCACUGAUAUCAUAACGACAGCUGACUUCACCACCACUGAGAUCACAACCACUGCUGACGUCACCACCACUGAGAUCACCACUCCUGACAUCACUACCACUCCUGAUGUCACCACAACUAAGAUCACCACCAAUCCUGAUGUCACCACCACUGAGAUCACAACCACUGCUGACGUCACCACUACACCUGUCAUCACCACCACUGAGAUCACAACCACUGCUGACGUCACCACCACUGAGAUCACCACCACUGCUGACGUACCCACCACUGACAUCACCACCACUGCUGACAUCACUACCACUCCUGACAUAACCACCACUGGGAUCACCACCACUCCUGACGUCACCAGCACUGAGAUCACAACCACUGCUGACCUCACCACCACUGAGAUCACCACCACUGCUGACGUCACCACCAAUGACAUCACCACCACAGCUGGCGUCACCACCACUGACAUCACCACCACUGCUGAUGUCACCACCACUGAGAUCACCACCACUGCUGACGUCACAACCACUGAGAUCACCACCACUGCUGACGUCACCACCACUGAGAUCACCACCACUGCUGACGUCACCACCACUGAGAUCACCACUACUGCUGAUGUCACCACCACUGAGAUCACCACCACUGCUGACGUCACCACCACUGACUUCACCAACACUGCUGACGUCACCACCACUGCUGACGUCACCACCACUGAGGUCACUACAAGUCCUGAGAUCACUACCACUGCUGACAUCACCACCACUGAGAUCACCACCACUGCUGAUGUCACCACCACUGAGAUCACCACCAAUCCUGACGUCACCACCACUGAGAUCACCACCACUGCUGACGUCACCACCACUGAGAUCACCACCACUGCUGACGUCACCACCACUGAGAUCACCACCACUGCUGAUGUCACCACCACUGAGAUCACCACCAAUCCUGACGUCACAACCACUGAGAUCACCACCACUGCUGACGUCACCACCACUGAGAUCACCACCACUGCUGAAGUCACCACCACUGACAUCACCACCACUGCUGACGUCACCACCACUGAGAUCACCACCACUGCUGACGUCACCACCACUGCUGACGUCACCACCACUGACAUCACCACCACUGCUGAUGUCACCACCACUGAGAUCACCACCACUCCUGAGAUCACCACCAAGGCUGACGUCACCACCACUGACAUCACCACCACUGCUGACGUCACCACCACUGACAUCACCACCACUGACAUCACCACCACUGCUGACGUCACCACCACUGAGAUCACCACCACUGCUGACGUCACCACCACUGAGAUCACCACCACUGCUGACGCCACCACCACUGACAUCACCACCACUGCUGACGUCACCACCACUGACAUCACCACCACUGCUGACGUCACCACCACUGAGAUCACCACCACUGCUGACGUCACCACCAAUCCUGACGUCACCACCACUGAGAUCACCACCACUGCUGACGCCACCACCACUGACAUCACCACCACUGCUGACGUCACCACCACUGACAUCACCACCACUGCUGACGUCACCACCACUGAGAUCACCACCACAGCUGACGUCACCACCACUGAGAUCACCACCACAGCUGACAUUACCACCACUGAGAUCACCACCACUGCUGACGUCACCACCACUGACAUCACCAACACUGCUGACGUCACCACCACUGAGGUCACUAAAAGUCCUGAGAUCACUACCACUGCUGACAUCACCACCACUGAGAUCACUACCACUGCUGAUGUCACCAACACUGAGAUCACCACCAAUCCUGACGUCACCACCACUGAGAUCACCACCACUGCUGACGUCACAACCACUGAGAUCACCACCACUGCUGACGUCACCACCACUGAGAUCACCACCACUGCUGACGUCACCACCACUGAGAUCACCACUACUGCUGAUGUCACCACCACUGAGAUCACCACCACUGCUGACGUCACCACCACUGACAUCACCACCACUCCUGAGAUCACCACCACUGCUGACGUCACCACCACUGACAUCACCACCACUGCUGAUGUCACCACCACUGAGAUCACCACCACUCCUGAGAUCACCACCACUGCUGACGUCACCACCACUGACAUCACCACCACUGCUGACGUCACCACCACUGACAUCACCACCACUGCUGACGUCACCACCACUGAGAUCAUCACCACUGCUGACGUCACCACCACUGAGAUCAAUACAACUCCUGAAAUCAUCACCACUGCUGACGUCACCACCACUGACAUCACCACCACUGCUGACUCCACCACCACUGAGAUCACUACAACUCCUGAGAUCACCACCACUGCUGACGUCACCACCACUGAGAUCACCACCAAUCCUGACGUCACCACCACUGAGAUCACCACCACUGCUGACGCCACCACCACUGAGAUCACUACAAGUCCUGAGAUCACCACCACUGCUGACGUCACCACCACUGAGAUCACUACAACUCCUGAGAUCACCACCACUGCUGACGUCACCACCACUGACAUCACCACCACUGCUGACGUCACCACCACUGAGAUCACCACCACUGCUGACGUCACCACCACUGAGAUCACCACCACUGACAUCACCACCACUGCUGACGUCACCACCACUGAGAUCACCACCACUGCUGACGUCACCACCAAUCCUGACGUCACCACCACUGAGAUCACCACCACUGCUGACGCCACCACCACUGACAUCACCACCACUGCUGACGUCACCACCACUGACAUCACCACCACUGCUGACGUCACCACCACUGAGAUCACCACCACUGCUGACGUCACCACCACUGAGAUCACCACCACAGCUGACAUCACCACCACUGAGAUCACCACCACUGCUGACGUCACCACCACUGAGAUCACCACCCCUGCUGACGUCACCACCACUGAGGUCACUAAAAGUCCUGAGAUCACUACCACUGCUGACAUCACCACCACUGAGAUCACCACCACUGCUGAUGUCACCACCACUGAGAUCACCACCAAUCCUGACGUCACCACCACCGAGAUAACCACCACUGCUGAUGUCACCACCACCGAGAUCACCACCACUGCUGAUGUCACCACCACCGACAUCACCACCACUGCUGAUGUAACCACCACCGACAUCACCACCACUGCUGACGUCACCACCACUGAAAUCACCACCACUGCUGACGUCACCACCACUGAGAUCACCACCACUGCUGAUGUCACCACCACUGAGAUCACCACCAAUCCUGACGUCACCACCACUGAAAUCACCACCACUGCUGACGUCACCACCACUGAGAUCACCACCACUGCUGAUGUCACCACCACUGAGAUCACCACCAAUCCUGACGAAACCACCACUGAGAUAACCACCACUGCUGACGUCACCACCACCGAGAUCACCACCACUGCUGACGUCACCACCACCGACAUCACCACCACUGCUGACGUCACCACCACUGACAUCACCACCACUGCUGACGUCACCACCACUGACAUCACCACCACUGCUGAUAUCACCACCACUGAAAUCACCACCACUGCUGACGUCACCACCACUGAGAUCACUACAACUCCUGAGAUCACCACCACUGCUGACGUCACCACCACUGAGGUCACCACAAGUCCUGAGAUCACUACCACUGCUGACAUCACCACCACUGAGAUCACCACCACUGCUGAUGUCACCACCACUGAGAUCACCACCAAUCCUGACGUCACCACCACUGAGAUCACCACCACUGCUGACGUCACCACCACCGAGAUCACCACCACUGCUGAUGUCACCACCACCGACAUCACCACCACUGCUGAUGUCACCACCACUGACAUCACCACCACUGCUGACGUCACCACCACUGAGAUAACCACCACUGCUGACGUCACCACCACCGAGAUCACCACCACUGCUGACGUCACCACCGCCGACAUCACCACCACUGCUGACGUCACCACCACUGAGAUCACCACCACUGCUGACGUCACCACCACUGAGAUCACCACCACUGCUGACGUCACCACCACUGAGAUCACCACCAAUCCUGACGUCACCACCACUGAGAUCACCACCACUGCUGACGUCACCACCACUGAGAUCACCACCACUGCUGAUAUCACCACCACUGAGAUCACCACCACUGCUGACGUCACCACCACUGAAAUCACCACCACUGCUGACGUCACCACCACUGAGAUCAGUACAACUCCUGAGAUCACCACCACUGCUGACAUCACCACCACUGAGAUCACCACCACUGCUGACGUCACCACCACUGAGAUCACCACCAAUCCUGACGUCACCACCACUGAGAUCACCACCACUGCUGACGUCACCACCACUGAGAUCACCACCACUGAGAUCACCACCACUGAGAUCACCACCACUGCUGACGUCACCACCACUGAAAUCACCACCACUGCUGACGUCACCACCACUGAGAUCAGUACAACUCCUGAGAUCACCACCACUGCUGACAUCACCACCACUGAGAUCACCACCACUGCUGACGUCACCACCACUGAGAUCACCACCACUGCUGACGUCACCACCACUGAGAUCACCACCACUGCUGACGUCACCACCACUGAGAUCACCACCACUGCUGACGUCACCACCACUGAGAUCACCACCACUGCUGACGUCACCACCACCGAGAUCACCACCACUGCUGAUGUCACCACCACCGACAUCACCACCACUGCUGAUGUAACCACCACCGACAUCACCACCACUGCUGACGUCACCACCACUGAAAUCACCACCACUGCUGACGUCACCACCACUCAGUUCACCACCACUGCUGACGUCACCACCACUGACAUCACCACCACUGCUGAUAUCACCACCACUGAAAUCACCACCACUGCUGACGUCACCACCACUGAGAUCACUACAACUCCUGAGAUCACCACCACUGCUGACGUCACCACCACUGAGAUCACCACCACAGCUGACAUCACCACCACUGAGAUCACCACCAGUGCUGACGUCACCACCACUGAGAUCACCACCACUGCUGACGUCACCAGCACUGAGGUCACCACAAGUCCUGAGAUCACUACCACUGCUGACAUCACCACCACUGAGAUCACCACCACUGCUGAUGUCACCACCACUGAGAUCACCACCAAUCCUGACGUCACCACCACUGAGAUCACCACCACUGCUGACGUCACCACCACCGAGAUCACCACCACUGCUGACGUCACCACCACCGACAUCUCCACCACUGCUGAUGUCACCACCACUGACAUCACCACCACUGCUGACGUCACCACCACUGAGAUAACCACCACUGCUGACGUCACCACCACCGAGAUCACCACCACUGCUGACGUCACCACCGCCGACAUCACCACCACUGCUGACGUCACCACCACUGAGAUCACCACCACUGCUGACGUCACCACCACUGAGAUCACCACCACUGCUGACGUCACCACCACUGAGAUCACCACCAAUCCUGACGUCACCACCACUGAGAUCACCACCACUGCUGACGUCACCACCACUGAGAUCACCACCACUGCUGACGUCACCACCACUGAGAUCACCACCACUGCUGAUGUCACCACCACUGAGAUCACCACCACUGAGAUCACCACCACUGCUGACGUCACCACCACUGAAAUCACCACCACUGCUGACGUCACCACCACUGAGAUCAGUACAACUCCUGAGAUCACCACCACUGCUGACAUCACCACCACUGAGAUCACCACCACUGCUGACGUCACCACCACUGAGAUCACCACCACUGCUGACGUCACCACCACUGAGAUCACCACCACUGCUGACGUCACCACCACUGAGAUCACCACCACUGCUGACGUCACCACCACUGAGAUCACCACCACUGCUGACGUCACCACCACCGAGAUCACCACCACUGCUGAUGUCACCACCACCGACAUCACCACCACUGCUGAUGUAACCACCACCGACAUCACCACCACUGCUGACGUCACCACCACUGAAAUCACCACCACUGCUGACGUCACCACCACUCAGUUCACCACCACUGCUGAUGUCACCACCACUGAGAUCACCACCAAUCCUGACGUCACCACCACUGAAAUCACCACCACUGCUGACGUCACCACCACUGAGAUCACCACCACUGCUGAUGUCACCACCACUGAGAUCACCACCAAUCCUGACGUCACCACCACUGAGAUAACCACCACUGCUGACGUCACCACCACCGAGAUCACCACCACUGCUGACGUCACCACCACCGACAUCACCACCACUGCUGACGUCACCACCACCGACAUCACCACCACUGCUGACGUCACCACCACUGACAUCACCACCACUGCUGAUAUCACCACCACUGAAAUCACCACCACUGCUGACGUCACCACCACUGAGAUCACUACAACUCCUGAGAUCACCACCACUGCUGACGUCACCACCACUGAGAUCACCACCACAGCUGACAUCACCACCACUGAGAUCACCACCAGUGCUGACGUCACCACCACUGAGAUCACCACCACUGCUGACGUCACCAGCACUGAGGUCACCACAAGUCCUGAGAUCACUACCACUGCUGACAUCACCACCACUGAGAUCACCACCACUGCUGAUGUCACCACCACUGAGAUCACCACCAAUCCUGACGUCACCACCACUGAGAUCACCACCACUGCUGACGUCACCACCACCGAGAUCACCACCACUGCUGACGUCACCACCACCGACAUCUCCACCACUGCUGAUGUCACCACCACUGACAUCACCACCACUGCUGACGUCACCACCACUGAGAUAACCACCACUGCUGACGUCACCACCACCGAGAUCACCACCACUGCUGACGUCACCACCGCCGACAUCACCACCACUGCUGACGUCACCACCACUGAGAUCACCACCACUGCUGACGUCACCACCACUGAGAUCACCACCACUGCUGACGUCACCACCACUGAGAUCACCACCAAUCCUGACGUCACCACCACUGAGAUCACCACCACUGCUGACGUCACCACCACUGAGAUCACCACCACUGCUGAUAUCACCACCACUGAGAUCACCACCACUGCUGACGUCACCACCACUGAAAUCACCACCACUGCUGACGUCACCACCACUGAAAUCACCACCACUGCUGACGUCACCACCACUGAGAUCAGUACAACUCCUGAGAUCACCACCACUGCUGACAUCACCACCACUGAGAUCACCACCACUGCUGACGUCACCACCACUGAGAUCACCACCAAUCCUCACGUCACCACCACUGAGAUCACCACCACUGCUGACGUCACCACCACUGAGAUCACCACCACUGCUGACGUCACCACCACUGAAAUCACCACCACUGCUGACGUCACCACCACUGAGAUCAGUACAACUCCUGAGAUCACCACCACUGCUGACAUCACCACCACUGAGAUCACCACCACUGCUGACGUCACCACCACUGAGAUCACCACCACAGCUGACAUCACUACCACUGAGAUCACCACCACUGCUGACGUCACCACCACUGAGAUCACCACCACUACUGUGACCCCCACCACUACUGUGACCCCCACCACUACUGUGACCCCCACCACUACUGUGACCCCCACCACUACUGUUACCCCCACCACUACUACUAAACCUACUACCACCUCUGUUUUCACCACCACUAUGGUGGACUGCUUGAAUGGAGGAUCCUGGACAGGGAAGGUCUGCCUUUGCCCCAAUGGCUUCUCGGGGGAUCGCUGUCAGGAUCCUGUUCCGAUUGUCAUCUGUCAGAAUGGAGGGGUAUGGGACGGCCUCAAAUGUCAGUGCACCAGCCUCUUCUACGGACCCCGUUGUGAGGAGGUAGUGGAGAGCAUCGAGAUAGAGCCCACAGUCUCUGCCACCGUGGAAGUGACUGUCAGAGUGACCAGCCAAAACUUCAGCGAAGAGCUAAAUGACCGAGAAUCCGAUGAAUUCAAGAAGUUCAAUGAGACAUUCUCAGAACAGAUGGCGAAGAUUUAUGCUGGAAUUCCUGAGUAUGACGGGGUUAUCAUCAAAGGGCUGAAGAACGGCAGUAUCAUUGUGGAUUAUGAUGUCAUCUUGAAGACCCAGUACACCCCAAAAUAUGAAGACGUGUUACAGAACAUCAAAAGUAAUGUGCAGGAAACAAUCAUAAAUGCAACCCAGGUUCAAGUAAGCGGUGCUGAUAAUAACUGUACAGCAUUUUUACUGUGUUUCAAUGCAGAAGACACCCAAGUGCAAAACAUUUCAGGCAUCAUCACUCCUGAAGAGAAAUGCCGACAGCAGGCUGGGGAAGAGUAUGAACAGUAUGUCUUCACGGAACAAAAGGACGAAAAGUGGCACUGUAUCACGGCCUGCUCAACAGGGUACAAAUCCUCCCUGGACUGCCACUAUGGCAAGUGCCAGCUGCAGCGGAGUGGCCCCCAGUGUCUCUGCCUGACCACAGACACUCACUGGUACAGCGGAGAGACUUGCGACUGGGGCAUCCAGAAAAGCCUGGUCUAUGGGCUCGUGGGAGCCGGGGUGGCUGUGCUGGUUGUGGUCCUCGUUAUCCUGGCCGUGUUCUCCUUCCGCUACAGAAGAGAGGCGCAAAGGGAACGUUCCAGAGUGACUCAGAUGCAAAAGUGGAAUGAAGAGGAAGGCAGAACUCCUGGCACCUUCAACAACAUGGGUUUUGACCACAACGAAGAACGAGAAGACUACAUCAACUUGGGCUCUGUGUACAGCAACUUUGAUGCCUUGCGUAAUAUAAACCCUGACGAAAAGAUCCAGAUCCAGAGGCCCCAGGUCGUCAUGACGUCACUGUAAGCGGUUUCGCAUGGAACCGUGGAGCUGAGGACUGAGGAGAGCCCCACUGGGUCAAGCAUGUUGGAACACGUCCUCCACUGAGAAUUCCCCACGGGGAUUUGUUGGGAAAUAGACCCUGUAGUAGAAAGAGUGAACACCGGAGAGACCGCAGUGCUGGAAGCUCCAACAGUGUGGAAACUACAGCGGAACUACAGCCGGCGUGUCAUGACAGCAGGCGGUGCCUCCCAGAACGCCUAAGUCCGAUUCAGCACCAAGGACAGUGCCCCGCGUGCCCUUUCCUGCAAUGAUUGCUUAGACACUGGACUGAAUUUUACCAUUUUCAAACACUCUUCUGAGAAAGAUGGCAUUCCAUUUCCAGGGACAGCACUGUUUUUAAUAUAGACCAUCUGUCUUUACAAGGUCAUGCUUAGCUUUAAGUUUCUUUCUAAGAUCGGGUAAAAUUAAGGCUUUUUUGGUGAAUUCUAAUU